AUGCUCUCCUCGUGGAUGCCGUCCUCUCUCGGUCGUCGCCGCGGCGGCGGAGGUCAUGGUGGCGGCGGCCACGGUGGUUCGCAUGGUGGCGGUAGUCACGGCGUUGGUGAAAGCUCGGGCGCCAAGGGCUCUGUAUCCGGCGGGGUACACGGUCCAGUCCGGCAGAUUCCAACACCGAACCUUCCAAGUGGAAAGUCGAGUUCCUCUACGUACGGCAACGGUGGAGGAGAGAUGGUGAAGGCAGGUAGUGGUCCGUUCAAGGGAGAAUUGCUCGGCGGUGGUACAAGAACGGAAGUCUACGGUACCAGUGUCUACGGAAGCGGCUAUCCCACUCGAUAUCACGGAAGCGGCCUCCCCUACUACUACUACCCCGUGGUAUGGGGCACUGUAUGGGGCACUGGGCCUGUUCCUUACCCAACGUAUCUGAAUCGCACGGAGGAGUACGGCCAACCGACGAACAACUCAAGACCGGGUGGCCCACUCAUGCAAGUCACUCUGCGGUCCAAUACGACGGAUAGUACCUUCCACUUCCUCGCGGACAACUCGACAGUGUACUCGCUCCUGCCAAUUAUCCGCGCGAACUGCUCUGCACACGGGAACCUUGACAACGCCACUUCCUCGUCCGUUCCUUUUGUCUACGUCGGCAACCCGGGGAACGCGAGCGAUCCACUUCCGACGGAUGCAGUGCAGUACUAUCGCGCAAGUUCUGCGGUAUUGACAUUGGAAGGCUACAAUAACACGAUCGUUCUGAGUUCUACGCCGAAUGGAACAGCGAAGUCGAUCCCUUCCGGCGUAGAUUCGACAUUGCUCGCGUGUUUGAACGUCACCAUCGGCUUUGCGAUCCCACUCGUUGACUCGUCCGGCGCCAAGAAGUCGCACCUACCCGCAGGUGCCAUUGUUGGCAUUGUGAUUGGUUCUUUGGCCCUGUUGCUCAUAUGUUACGUUUGCUGUUGUCGCUGUGGUGGGGAUGGACAACGAGUUCAGCGAAGCCGAACGUCACGAUACCAAAGCGUACCCCCCGGGCAUGAGUCUUACUCGAUGGCGGCACGUCCUGCGCAAGCCCGGAGCGAUCGUUGGAGCGAAGAGGCCAUGAAUGCACCGAGGACGCCUUCAAGUCCCAUUCAGUUCCCUCAGCAGAUCAAGUCAUUCGACGGGGAGCGGGCUGGGUUCUCAAGGUACACCCGAUAG
This is a messenger RNA of Peniophora sp. CBMAI 1063, 1188 nucleotides long. Lineage: Eukaryota; Fungi; Basidiomycota; Agaricomycetes; Russulales; Peniophoraceae. The record is from the annotation of a GenBank genome assembly.